This is a messenger RNA of Trichophyton verrucosum HKI 0517, 1089 nucleotides long. RefSeq lists its product as uncharacterized. Gene Ontology annotation, molecular function: zinc ion binding; DNA binding. The transcript has 4 exons. Lineage: Eukaryota; Fungi; Ascomycota; Eurotiomycetes; Onygenales; Arthrodermataceae. The record is from RefSeq and is a predicted model, not a curated record. The coding region runs from base 1 to 1089 and encodes 362 amino acids.
AUGCUUGAGCUGCUUGUUCUCGAGUUGUAUACGACGCGCCGUGACGCGACCCGCAAGAGCUAUGCUAACAUCGAAGCACGACUAGAGCUGGCCAGUACUGGCAGGGCUGGCUGCAAGAAUAAAGAAUGCCAGGAGAAAAAGGAGAAGAUCCUUAAGGGAGAGCUGAGACUAGGCACAUUCGUUGACACCGAGCAGUUCCAGAGCUGGGCGUGGAAGCACUGGGGGUGUGUGACUCCAAGGCAAAUUGCGAGUAUCCAGGAGAUCGUUGAUGAGAAUGGAGACCGUGACAUGACGCUUCUGGAUGGCUACGACGAGAUCCCAGCCGACAGCCAGAAGAAGGUCGCCGAUGCCGUCGAACAAGGCCAUGUCGAUGACGAGGACUGGAAAGGUGAUGUGGAGAUGAACCGCCCUGGAAAGGUCGGGUUUCGAGUGAGAGCGUCCAAGAAGAAGAAUCAGAAGGACGAAGACGAGGACGAGGAUGAGGAUGAUAAAAAGAAGAGUGGCAAGACCAAAAAGGCACCCAAGCAACAAAAAGGCAAGAGGAAGACUGAUGAAGCUGACGAGGCCGAGGAGCCAGCCACUAAAAAGGCCAAAACGAGUGCCAAAGCUGGUGCAAAGAAGACCAAGGCAGAUAAGGCUAAACCACAAGACAGCAAAGAGCCUGAGGUAGAGGAAGAAGCCAAAGACGAGGAAGUUGAGGAAAAGAAGCCUAAGAAGUCCAAGACCAAGGAGGAGAAGGAGAAGAAGGCUACUGCUGCCAAAGAGAAGAAAGAAAAGGAGGAAAAGAAGCCCAAGGAGAAGGCUAAGGGAAAAGCGAAGGAGAAGGAAGAGGCGAAGGAGACGAAGGCGAAGGCGAAGGCAAAGAAAGACGAUACCAAAGACACCAAAGAGAAAAAGACGGCGAAGAAGGAUACCAAGGAGAAGGAGAAGAAAGAGCCCGAGCAGAAGAAAGAUACGAAAAAAGAAGAAGCAAAAGAGAAGAAAGAGAAGAAGCCAGCUGCAAAGGCACCGAAAAAGGCGGCUGACAAGGAUGCACCAUCCCGUCGAACGAGCGGAAGAGUGUCACGCACAAAAGCUGCUGCCACCUAA